Molecule: messenger RNA, 2140 nt
Organism: Salvelinus sp. IW2-2015
Lineage: Eukaryota; Metazoa; Chordata; Actinopteri; Salmoniformes; Salmonidae
Gene: serinc2l
Product: serine incorporator 2, like
Cellular component (GO): membrane
Source: RefSeq, a predicted model, not a curated record
CACCUUCUAGCGUUUGUUUGUGGACCGCCAUGAUACCAGAAAAGAAGAGGACAUCGCUUAGAAAAUGGGGGCUUGCAUGGCCUUGUGCUCCCUUGCUAGCUGUGCCUCCUGUCUGUGUGGCUCCGCUCCGUGUCUGCUAUGUGGCUGCUGUCCCUCCUCCAGAAACUCCACCGUCACCCGGCUGGUGUUCUCCUUCUUUCUACUCCUAGGGACCCUGGUGUCUGUCAUCAUGAUCCUCCCUGGCAUGGAGGCACAGCUCCAAAAAAUCCCAGGCUUCUGUCAGGGUGCGAGCACCAUACCAGGCAUGGAGAACCAGUUUAACUGUGAUGUCAUUGUGGGCUACAAGUCGGUGUACCGCAUGUGCUUCGCCAUGACCUGCUUCUUCUUCCUCUUCUCAGCCAUCAUGGUCCGUGUCCAGAGCAGCAAAGACCCGCGUGCAUCCAUUCAGAAUGGUUUCUGGUUCUUUAAGUUUCUGAUCCUGGUCGGCAUCACCGUGGGAGCCUUCUUCAUCCCGGAUGGAACCUUCCAUACUGUAUGGUUUUACUUUGGCGUGGUUGGCUCCUUCAUCUUCAUCGUCAUCCAGCUUAUCCUUCUCAUCGACUUUGCACACUCUUGGAACAAGAUAUGGGUGGGGAACGCCGAGGAGGGCAACUCAAAGUGCUGGUUUGCAGGCUUAUUGUCGUUCACCUUCCUCCACUACGCACUGGCCUUCACCUCAGUGGUGCUGUUCUACAUCUACUACACCCAGCCUAACGACUGCACUGAGCACAAGGUCUUCAUCAGCCUCAACCUCAUCUUCAGCGUUAUCAUCUCCAUCGUCUCCGUCCUGCCCAAAGUACAGGAAGCCCAGCCCCAGUCUGGUUUGCUCCAGGCCUCUCUCAUCUCCCUCUACACCAUGUAUGUCACCUGGUCCGCCAUGACCAACAACCCAAACCGUAAGUGUAACCCCAGCCUGCUGAGUCUGGUGUCAAAUGUCAGCUCCAGUGAGCCCACACCCACCAGUGCCCCAGGACAGGUGCAGUGGUGGGACGCCCAGAGCAUUGUGGGUUUGGUCAUCUUCCUCUUCUGCACUCUCUAUGCCAGUAUCCGUUCGUCCAGCAACACCCAGGUGAACAAGCUGAUGCAGACCGAGGAGGGCGGGGGUUAUGGAGGAGAGGGCGAGGUAGGGGAGGACGGUGUGCGACGUGCCGUGGAUAAUGAGGAGGAGGGGGUCACCUACAGCUACUCCUUCUUCCACUUCCACCUCUGCCUGGCCUCCCUCUACAUCAUGAUGACACUCACCAACUGGUACCAGCCUGACACCACCACCCAGGCCAUGCAGAGCAGUAUGCCAGCUGUGUGGGUGAAGAUCAGCUCCAGUUGGCUGGGCCUGGGCCUCUACCUCUGGACCCUGCUCGCCCCUCUCAUGUUUCCCGACCGAGACUUCAGCUGAACAGCCCCCCAUGGGGUCACCAUGGGCUUGUAAGAUGUUGUGUGGAAGUUUAUUAUAAUUCUUUAAAAUACAAGUAAGCAUUUUUGCAUUGGUCUCUGUUGGUGUGUUUAAUCUUUUGUUUUGAUUUAUUUUACAUGUUAUUAAUUAUCUACCUUGGCUGCAUGGGGUAUGGUUAUCACUACAUUGUUAGAUAUUAUUGGAUGCUUUUAAGGGGCUUUUAAUAUCCAUACUGAGAAUGUUUUAUUGAUUUAGCCAUUCAAUUAUUUUAUUUGCCUAUAUGCAAAACUGCACUUAACUCUGUCUACCUUAACACAAUCUUCUGAGAUGAGCAUCGGUUUGUCCCAGAAUGCACAUUAGUGAACUAUAGCAAAGACUUGAUAACAGGCGCUUAUUACCUCACUUUUACAAUAAUAUAUUAGUUGGGAUUCCCAUGUUGUUAAAGUAGGCCUGGUUCCAGUUGAUUGUAUUUGUAUUUAUUAUGGAUCCCCAUUAGCUGCUGCCAAAGCAGCAGGUUGGGGAUUCCCCCUCAUUGGCUGAGCUCCCGCAGUUCUGGAGCUUUAAGAGUGACCCUCUCCAGAGCCCUAGAGAGACGGUGUGUGAGGGAGAUAAACCAGGGGGGCACACCCUCGAGGGGGUUCUCCGAGUCUGAAAUGAUGUAAUAUGUACACAUCCUGAUUAAAGCUCACUGGACUGUGAAGUAUCAACCUA